Molecule: messenger RNA, 2208 nt
Organism: Sturnus vulgaris (Common starling)
Lineage: Eukaryota; Metazoa; Chordata; Aves; Passeriformes; Sturnidae
Gene: BRK1
Product: BRICK1 subunit of SCAR/WAVE actin nucleating complex
Biological process (GO): cell motility; regulation of actin polymerization or depolymerization; actin filament organization
Cellular component (GO): SCAR complex
Molecular function (GO): protein-containing complex binding
Source: RefSeq, a predicted model, not a curated record
CCAUGUCGGUGCAGGAGGACCCGGUGCAGCGGGAGAUCCACCAGGACUGGGCCAACCGCGAGUACAUCGAGGUGAUCACCAGCUCCAUCAAGAAGAUCGCGGACUUCCUCAACUCCUUCGACAUGUCGUGCCGGUCCCGACUGGCCACCCUGAACGAGAAGCUGACGGCGCUGGAGCGGAGGAUCGAGUACAUCGAGGCCCGGGUCACCAAGGGGGAGACGCUGACAUAGGCCCGGGGCGGCCCCGGCCCCCGCCGCCGGAGCACCGCCGCCCCGCACCCCGCUCGGGGCUCGCCGCCGCCACCGCCGCCGCCUCUGCUCGUGUUGCCAAUAAACCGCUGUGCUCCUGCCCUGCCUGCUCUCUGCGUGCCUGCCUGGGGCCGGGCCGCGGGAUGCCCGGCUCCCUGCCACCGUCCUGGAUGUCCAGAGCCUGCCCUUCCAUCCGCCUGACCCACGGGGUUCGGGCACACAUUCCUCCCACGCGUGGGGGCUGUGCCGCAGGGGCCGCGGGCCAGGCCGUUCUCAGCUCCUAGAGGCACCUAACUGGCCUUUAGGGUGCUUUGUGCUCCUGCUGGGAUCACAGCAGAAAAUCUGGUGAUUCCUGUGGUCUGGAGGGUGUCUCAGCCUUCACAUGUGCACAUGUCAGGGCAGUGUGGGGACAGCAGGCUCACCUGGCGUGGUGCACAUGCCACAGGAGAGGACCCUUUGCCAGCUCAUGGGAAGAGGUGCUUCUCCUCUCUGCGAGGAAAGUGGCAAGGAGAAGGAGGUCUCUCAGCCCUUCCCACCACUCCUCUAUUUAUCUCAGUUUUUCAGAGGGCAUCUAGAUCUGCAGAUUCACUGCUCAUGUUUAGCGUUUGUUGGGGAGUCCAUGGAAUUUGUGUCAGCAAAGGUUUUAUUGCUUCCCAGCAGGCUUUAAAUGUCUUGGUUUAUUCUCCAACUGUAAUAUUAGCUUUUUCGUGAUGACACUUUCCUGUCUGCAGUGUUCACUGAGCACCUGGGUUACUUAAUGUCUGUUAUAUUUUUGAGGCUGUCUGACAUCAGCUGGUUCCUUGUUGCCUCCGAGCUCAUAGUUUUGUUCUCCAUAGGAAUCUCUGUUUCCGUUGUUUGAAUAAGUGCUCCACCAGCUUUUCCCUCAGCUCUCAUGGUUACUGUCAGGUUGGGCUGAACAUCAGGGAGGCUUGGCUGCUUCUUGAGCAUAGUACCUCUGAAAAUGAGUGCUUUGUGGCAGCCCUGAAGUGGAGUGGAACAGCCAUGGGUCACUGCCCUUAGGUGUUGGGGCUAUAUUAAAUCAGACUGUUGUCAUUUGAAGAUUGACAGAUGGAAGGAAAGCAGCUCUCUCUUGGCUCCAAGUUGGCUGCUCCAUAGCUCAAGUACAUCACAAGUACUGCCAUGGCCCAUGCAUUGCUUACUGUGUGCUGGAGUCCUGAGAUCUCCAUUGUUGGAGAUAACUCAGUGUUUAUCUGGAGAAGGCCCUGAACUAAUUGGAUGUUGAAGUUGGCUGUGCUUUGAAUGGGAUGGGGUUGAGGCAGAGACCAGCAGACGUUCUUGCCUAAAUUAUGCUAAGAUAAUUCAAUCCAAAGACUGAAUGGGAGACACACAGGGUAUCACAGUCAUCCCUGGGACUGGGUCUGUAUGGAGCUGACCUAACUCAAGAUCCAUUGCUCGUUUCUGUUCCCAGCUAGUAACAUGGUAUGUCUUAGAUCCCUUCCUGGUCUCCUGACUGGCCGUUUUAAUGGCUCUUUUUCCUCUGAUACCAGGAUUUCUCAAAAGGAGUAGGUUUUGCCACACAGUUGGUGGGAUCUGCUGGAAGGUACUACUCCUCCCAGGAUAUGUGCUUUCACAGAGCUUCAGCAGUGUGGGAUCAGCCUGUCUGGUUCAUCUCCCAGCAGGGAUGCUGGGCAGCUCACUGCAGUACAGAAUUCUGCCCUUUUCCUUUCAGGGAGUCUUACUAGUUCCCUAAGGAACCAGGUUUGUCGGUUGGGUGCUGCUUAUUCCAGGCUGUCUCUGGGAGGUGAAGCCUCCUGGUCUUCAGGCUGAUACUACUUCCUCCAGCAGCCUUGUAAUAGUUGGAGCUUUGAUACAUUUCAUUAUUUCAAAUACUGGGGAAUUCUGUUUGCCUUUUUUCUUUGUACUGUAUUUUGGGUUUUGGUUGUUUUUUUUUUCAGAAGAUGAUGCCCCAGGAACCUACAUUAAACUUUUUUGGAGUGGA